AUGGCUGUUCCUUCUAGGGAUGUUCCAGAUGCCAUGACUUGGGUUGUAUAUACAUCGGGCAGGGGUAGGUUGCCUUUGGAUGAUGUAUUGAUGAAGUUUCAAUUUCAUAUGCCGUCCAAAUGUUUUUGCUGCGUGGACUCUCAAGCUGAAACGAUUGACAAGCAAGAGAACUGUAUUGCAGAAUCUUUGUCAUCAAGUGUCGUUUGUAAUUCUUCUGGAUCUCUUUGGUUGUUUUACAAUGGCCCCGCUACCCUGGUGCGAGUAGGUGAGGGGGAGCAGCAUUUUUCUUUUCGUGUCCUUCAUAGUGUCCUCCCAACCCCUCUGACGAUCUCCUUCGUCCAUGCAUUUUGCACGACUGAUGAGAGACGAGCUUUGUGGGGUGGGUUGAUGCGGGAUAAACCGGUAGAUGGGCCGUGGCUGGUAGGUGGAGACUUUAAUGUAGUAGUAGAUGAGGGGGAAAAGAAGGGAGGGUGGUUAUUCCGUCUGUCGGAGGCAACUGAGUUCUUGGAUUUUAUGUCCUCAGCGGCAUUGUUUGAUGUUGGAUUCUCCGAGUCUCCGUAUACUUGGUAUAAUAACCGGUUUGGUCACGCACGUAUUUGGAAGUGUCUGGAUCGGAUUUUAGUUCAUAAUGAAUGCCUUAAUGAUGGGCUUGUGGUUGCUGUCUCGCAUCUUGCUAGGGAUCCACCAGAUCAUUCACCCCUCCUGACCUCUAUCUCCACACGGGCAGAUAGGCAUCCCCGUCCGUUUCGUUUUCUCAAUGCAUGGACCGCUCACCUGGAUUUUAGAGAGGUUAUCAAGGCCUCCUGGCAACGAGAAUGUACUGGCUCCCCUUUUCAUAUCGUCUGUGUGAAACUAUCCCGCUUAAAAGCAGAUAUUAAAGAAUGGAGCAAGCAUGGGUUUGGCAAUAUCUUUGUCAAUGCACGAAAGGCCGAGGAGACCGUGUUGGCGGCAGAGAGAUGGGUGGAGGAUGAUGACUCAAGUGAUGCCCUAGAGACUUUACAGCGGGCCACCUCCGAAUGGCAUCGGUGGUUGCUAAUGGAGGAAAGUUUCUGGAAGCAAAAGGCGAGAAUGCGCUGGCUAGACCAGGGGGAUAAGAACACUAAAUUUUUCCAUUCUAUUGUCAAGCAGAGGCGAGCUCAAUCAAUGAUUCACCGUGUUAAAGAUGGGGAGGGCAAUUGGAUUACGUCGGCCGAGGACAUUGGCAGGGAGGCGGUUCGGUAUUUCUUCGAACUUUUUGCCGCUGAGACUACGGACCCUUGGGACGUUUCAUCCGUUAUCCCCAAGUUGCUGGAGCCGUCUGACAGUGAGGUGUUGGAAAUGGUCCCUACGAUUGAGGAGGUUCGACGCGUGAUUUUUAGUAUAGAUGGAGACAGUGCGCCAGGUCCUGAUGGGUACUCAGGUAAAUUUUUCUUGUUUGCCUGGGAGGUGGUCUCGAGGAUCCUGGCAGAGAGACUUGCCCCUCUGUUGCCCCGCAUUGUCUCCCCUAAUCAGAGUAGCUUCGUGCGGUGGCGCCAGUUGUCGGAUAAUUUCCUUCUAGCUCAGGAGGUGGAUAGACAUGGUCUGGCGGCUGAUUUCCAAUCCUUGGUUUUCGGUUCUCAUCAAUGGGGUUCCGUGUGGUUUCUUCUCAGCUUCGCGUGGACUCCGGCAGAGGGACCCCCUCUCCCCGUCUUUGUUUAUCUUAGGUGUGGAGGUCCUCUCACGCCUGUUAAACUAGAUUGA
Molecule: messenger RNA, 1719 nt
Organism: Coffea eugenioides
Lineage: Eukaryota; Viridiplantae; Streptophyta; Magnoliopsida; Gentianales; Rubiaceae
Exons: 6
Coding region: 1-1719 (572 amino acids)
Source: RefSeq, a predicted model, not a curated record